GGGCGCGGUCUACUGCGCAUGCGCGAGCGGCGCGUUGCUGGGCGGCCGCGGGCCGCGUCGUGCCCGCUCGGGUAGCGCCCUAUGGAGAAGGGCUCGCGGAACGCCAUCGUCUUCAACGCUUCCAAAGGGGAGGCCUUCACUCCCGCCAGCAGCUACAAGGCAUGGCGUAAGAGGCUCCGAGGGAACUGGAAGAUCCUGAGCUUAAAAGAUGAGAUAACAUCUGAGAAACUGUUUGGAGUGAAGCUGUGGAUAACAGCUGGUCCAAGAGAAAAGUUCAGUGCUGCUGAGUUUUUGGUUCUGAAGAAAUUCCUGGAGGAUGGUGGAGCCAUCCUGGUGAUGCUAAGAGAAGGUGGAGAGUCCAGAUCUGGCACAAACAUUAAUUUUUUGUUAGAAGAAUAUGGGAUCGUUUUCAAUAACGAUGCUGUUGUACGAAAUGUGUAUUACAAGUACUACCACCCAAAAGAAGCACUGAUCUCUGAUGGAGUUUUGAAUAGGGGAAUCAGUGAAGCUGCAAGAAAAACAGUGCUUGAGACAACAGGUGAAGAUGGGAACGGACAUGACUUGCAAGCUCUCACUUUUGUGUAUCCAUUUGGUGCCACACUGAAUGUGAUGAAACCAGCAGUGGCUGUUCUGUCAACAGGAUCUGUCUGCUUCCCUCUCAACAGGCCUAUUCUUGCAUUCUAUCAGCACGAGCUUGCAGAAGUUGUAGACAAAAAGAUAGAAGAUGAAGCCAGAGGUUCUUUCUCAGGCAGAGCAGAGAAACGUACCAGAAGGAAAACAGAAUCUAUUGGAGCAAAGAAGAGAUGCAGUAAAGAACAGCAACAAAAAUUGAAGGAGUGGAAAAGUCAAGGUGGAAAGAUGGCAGCACUGGGAUCUUGCCACAUGUUCAGUGAUCAAUAUUUAGAUAAAGAAGAAAAUGCUAAGAUCAUGGAUGUGCUUUUCCAGUGGCUCACAACGUCGGAUAUUCAUUUAAACCAGAUGGAUAUGGAAGACCCUGAGAUUUCAGACUACACCGUGCUCCCAGAUACAGCUGCACUAUCUGAACAACUGCGAGUCUGUCUGCAAGAAGGAGAUGAGAACCCAAGAGACUUCACAAAGCUGUUUGAUACAUCCCUGUAUCAGCUGGAUACAACUGCCCUCCCUUCAGUUAUCAAAGCUUAUGAACAGUUGAAUGUGAAGCAUGAACCUCUCCAACUCAUUCAGCCUCAAUUUGAGACUCCACUACCUGUCCUGCAGCCAGCUGUUUUUCCACCUGCUUUCAGAGAAUUGCCUCCUCCUCCUCUGGAGCUCUUUGACUUGGAUGAAACAUUUUCCUCUGAGAAAGCUCGCCUUGCAGAGAUUACAAACAAAUGUACUGAUGAUGACCUGGAGUUUUACGUACGAAAGUGCGGCGAUAUCCUGGGAGUAACAAGUAAACUCCCAAAGGAGAAGCAGGAUGCCAAACAUAUUCUGGAGCACAUCUUCUUCCAAGUGGUUGAAUUUAAGAAACUGAAUCAGGAACAUGAUACUGACACAAGUGAAGCUGGAUUCCAGAAUGGUAACUGAGACCUGGCUUUCCCUAUAUGGAGGAGAAUCUAUUAAAAAUGUACUUAUCAGUUUUCUUCAACCUCUGUGUUCAGUACACUGAUUGAGACUGAGUACUUCACUGAACGUAUGGCUCAGUUACAUGUAGUAGUUGGGAUAACUAAUGCCUUUUGAGGAAGUGUUUGUAUUUUCCAGAUAAUUUCCUAUUUUUCUAUUUCUUUAUGGAAACUGUAAUUUUGUUAUUAUAUAUAUAUAUAUAAAUCUUAUGCUAAGAAAAUGUAGGUUUGUUUUUUUUCUUGCUCUGGUAUUUAUUUUCUUCUAGUAAGGCUUACUGUUGGUCCUUUUGGCUUAUGUGUAGACCUUAAUUGCUCUGUGGGAAAGAUCAUUAUUUUGGUUGGUGAACUGGAAAAAAAAAUACAGCAAUAAAUAUAGGAGAUGCUGAAAAUAUACUACUGUAACACCCCAAGGCAGUCUCCUUUUGGCUCUGCAAAAAUGAACCAAGGCAAGGUAGGUUUGUAACUGUUGGAGCAGAAGGUUUCUUCUCAGGGAUGGGAAGAGCUGAAAUCAAAUAGUGAUGAUGUUGUUGCAGACUGCUGCCUCAUUCAAGGUUGGAAAUACAUCACGAAAAGAAGGGUCGGCAUUUGGAUUAAAAUGCUUUAAGGUUUAAUGGAUCACUAUUACAAAAGGCUGAUACUGUGCAGGAAACUCAGGGAUAUUUUUACUGGAGACAUUGAACUAGGUAUUGCACAGGAAUGGAAACUCAAGUGGAAUUCAUGGUCCAUGAAAUGUUGAAGCUCAUUGCAUUGUGAAAAUACAGCCCAGGGUAUAAGCAAUGAGAGGAACAAAUUUGUCACUAUCAUUAACACUGUGUGUCAUUGUUGCUAGAGAUUUUUAACAACACUGUGAGGUUGCACUUUGAUAUACAAAGAGUUCUGUAUUUCAUCAGACACCCUGACUGUAAAACUUGACUUUUCCCCCACUCUGUAAGGCCUUUGUGACACCUGUGCCUUAUCUUUCUCUGCCAUGUUUUUUAAUGUAAAAGCUGCUGGUUUUCCAAAAGGUUUGUCUUCCUAACCCCUCCCCCCCGAAAAAAAAAUUCAUUUUACAUUGUUUCAUGUUUUGGAUGCUUUCCUAAAGCUGGUUUCCCAAAGCACCUACUAAGUGACUAAUCAGUUGAGAUGUGCCAAUAUAAUAUUGGCAGGAGGGGUUGUAUCUUGGUACACUUUGCAGACAAUCCUUUGUCAUAGGAGCAUGUAUCAAAACUUUCAUUUCUUCCUCUUUCAUUUAUUUUUCUUUAAUCAUAUGGUUGUGUUUUUUUACACACAGCAGCACUUCGUACGUUCCAGCUCCAGAUUUACAUAAUAAGCCUUAUCUUUCCCCCGACAGUAUCAAUACCAGUCAGUCAACCGGCACAGACUACAGUUGAACCAAACAACUGUGUGAUCUUCUGGCUAAUUAUAGAUCUGGUUUGUACUGUUCUUUGGUGUUUAGACUGCAAACUGUAAAUACACUCUCUUUCUGGGUCCCUUUU
Messenger RNA from Numida meleagris (helmeted guineafowl), 3055 nucleotides. It is a transcript of the gene IFT52, whose product is annotated as intraflagellar transport 52. The transcript has 14 exons. Bases 82 to 1545 code for a protein of 487 amino acids. Gene Ontology annotation, cellular component: centriole; intraciliary transport particle B; cilium. Gene Ontology annotation, biological process: cilium assembly; intraciliary transport. The record is from RefSeq and is a predicted model, not a curated record. NCBI's taxonomy places the organism in Eukaryota, Metazoa, Chordata, Aves, Galliformes, Numididae.